Salvia hispanica is the source of this 1332-nucleotide messenger RNA. RefSeq lists its product as uncharacterized. Gene Ontology annotation, biological process: maturation of 5.8S rRNA; maturation of LSU-rRNA. The record is from RefSeq and is a predicted model, not a curated record. Lineage: Eukaryota; Viridiplantae; Streptophyta; Magnoliopsida; Lamiales; Lamiaceae. Gene Ontology annotation, cellular component: nucleolus; preribosome, large subunit precursor.
GUUUUUUAUUUUCAUAUCCCUCAAGGCUAAACCCUAAUUUCCUCCCCAAUCUUAAACCUCCGCUCGCCAGCAUCUCAAGGUCCAACACCUGAACAAGUUUUCCGACACUGAUCCGCGCGUUCAAUUUAGCGGGAAAAAAUGCAGCACGAUGAGGUCAUCUGGCAAGUUAUCAGGCACAAACACUGCAGUUUCAUGGCCAAAAUUGAAACUGGGAUUUUCUGCCGGAAUCCUUACAACGUGACCGGGAUUUGCAAUCGGAGCUCAUGCCCUCUUGCCAACAGUCGAUACGCCACUAUUCGGGAUCAUGACGGAGUGUUUUAUUUGUAUAUGAAGACAAUAGAGAGGGCGCAUAUGCCAAAUAAAUUGUGGGAAAGAGUUAAAAUGCCGAGAAAUUAUGCAAAAGCCCUUGAGCUUAUUGACAAGCACAUGAUGUAUUGGCCGAAGUUGUUGGUACACAAAACAAAGCAGCGAUUAACUAAGAUGACACAGAUGCGGAUACGCAUGAGAAAACUAGCUUUGAAAACAAGAGAGAAAAUUAUGACAGUGCCAACCAAACAAAAGAAAAGGGAAGCUAGACGAGAGGAGAAGGCUGAGAAGGCAGCACUUUUGGAGAAAAGUAUUGAAAAGGAGUUACUUGAGCGCCUCAAGAAAGGAGUCUAUGGUGAUAUCUAUAACUACCCCGUUGAUAAAUACAAUGAAAUCCUUGAUAAGGAAGAAGUUGGAAAAGCUACUAUUAGUGAAGAUGAAGAGGAGGAGGAACCAGUAAUAGAAUAUGUUGAGGGAUAUGAGGAACUUGAAGAGGAGGAUGAUAUGGAAGAUUUUGGUGGUCUUGCUAUCAGAGAAGAUUAUGAUAAUGAUAAUUUGAAUGAUGGUGAUGAUGAUGACGACGACGAUGACGAUGAAGAAGAAAAAAGUGCGUCUGUUGCUUAUAAGAGAGGGAGGAAGAGUUCUGCAAGAAAGCUGGCGAAAGAAGAACAAGCGGCCAAAUCUAAGAAGAAAAUCAAAGUCCAAGUUGAGGUUGAGCACGAAGACGCAGUUGAAAGGCAAAGAGCUGUGUAUUGAGCUUAUGGCCACACCCCAUAUUGGAAUAGGAGACUGCUCAAGAUCACCGCUACCGUGAUGUAGUAUUCCUCUCCAAGUGUGCUAAAUCCCGUAAUCUUUGACCCGUUUCGAUGGGAUCGAAUGUGGACUUCACCAGUUUUGCUGCUGCUGUUGCUUCCCUCCCCAGAAUUUUGUGAUUUAUAUUGGUCAUUACCAAAUUUUGUUAUGUUCUAAAGGAUAUUUUCUGACUUGUACUGAUCAUUAUUUAUUGAAUGUGGUCUUUUUUAUGUA